This is a messenger RNA of Gregarina niphandrodes, 2085 nucleotides long. RefSeq lists its product as hypothetical. The record is from RefSeq and is a predicted model, not a curated record. NCBI's taxonomy places the organism in Eukaryota, Apicomplexa, Conoidasida, Eugregarinorida, Gregarinidae. Bases 1 to 2085 code for a protein of 694 amino acids. The transcript has a single exon.
AUGGUCAAUGUGUGUUGUCAUCUCGGCUACGAGGACAUUCUGAAGCUGGGUCGGGUAUCUCGGUCGCUGAGACACCUGAUUGUGGGAGUCCCGAAGGACGGGGCCGCCGGCGGCCGCAUCCCGGUCGACCGUCUGCGGGUUAUUCAUAGCCAGCUGUGGCGAAGGCUUUGCAUUCGGGAGAAGGUUGACGUCAGCAAUUUGCGACCUAGCGACCGAGACCGCGGUCGAAUCCGGUACUUGGAAGGUCGGAGCAACCAGGACCAAAGUGGUCUGGAGGACCGGAGUGAUGUGGAGGACCGGAGUGGUGUGAAGGACCAGAGUGGCGUGGCGGACCGUAAUGGUGUAGAGGACCCAAGUGAUGCGGAGGACCGGAGUGGCGUGGAGGACCGGAGUGAUGUGGAGGACCGGAGUGGUGUGGAGGACCGGAGUGGUGUGGAGGACCGGAGUGGCGUGGAGGACCGAAGUGGCGUGGAGGAUCGGUGCAACUACAAGGAGCUGUAUGAGGAAGCGUGCCCGACGUACUACGUGUUGGAGCUGGCUGCUCCGGGGGCGCGGCAGGAGUUCUUCAUCUGCCGCAACGCGGAGGAAGUCAAGAGCACCCUCGAAUCAGAGCUCGCCCACGACCAGGGUCGCAUGCUGAUCCAGUACCUGAUCCGGCUGGGGCUCGACGUAUGCGUUUACACUGGCUACCAGAGUUCGCUGCUCAGCGUCACGCCGCUGUACGAGACCCUAGUCAUCAAAAUCGGAGAAGACUGCGCACUCACUUUCAAGUACCUCGGCGGCAUCGCGGCAGACGACGACGGCACUUCCAGCAGCACCGACACGGCCGAGGAACCGGCCGCGCAUGACGAAUACCAUCUCGCAGUGAACAGGGAGGAGGACAACCGGGUCGACCUCUUGGAAGCCGGGUUGUUGCCCGCCCCCGACGCGGUUACGACUGACGCGGUUAUGACUGACACGGUUGCGACUGGCGCAGUUACGACGGACGCGGUAACGACUGGAGUAGGUGCGGCUACGGUGGACACGGUAAUGACUGGAGUAGGCGCGGCCGGUUCGGUCACGACUGGGGUGGAGGUGCAACCGUCGUUCGCAGACUACGACCGGCGCGGCCGACCGAUUUGGCGGAACGUGCGGCGACCCUCGGCUGACCGGAACCAUCGAUUCGUGCGCAGGUUGUGCGACAAUGAGCGGCAGUUGCGGGAAGAUAACUUCGAGGUGUCGCACACGUUUUUUCGCGGAGGCCGCACAUGCCGGUAUGAGAUCAACCACUGGACGCGCUUUGCGGCACCGACGAGCAACGGACUGUCGAUUUGCGUCCAGUGCCCGCCGGACUUGUUUUACGACAUGGUCCUGUUGCCGCUAGUGCCGCACGUGUGUGUCGACGACUUACCGCGCUUCCACCCGGCUGGCACGCCCGUCCAGCGACGCGACUCUGUAGUCGUGAACGUACCCCUCACCGUCAAAGCAGUAUCUGACCGCAAAUCGAACGGUUGCUUCGAGCUAGAGGUCGCACACGUUCCCACCAUCAACGCGUCAGCCCCCAUGUCCAACAGGACGCUCGAUGUCGCCGCAGAAGAAACCAUCUGGUCGCAACCACCACAGCACCGACGAGGGGCUCUUUCGCUCGAACAACCCCCCUUCCAAAACAGCACCACUUUCCACACGGACACUCUUGUCGAAGACGCAGUCACCGAAGUCCGCGACCUCGACCUGGACUUGAACCUGAACCUGGACUUGGGCCGGACGGAACCGAGGCCGGAUAUCGCACUCGUGGAACCCGGGAUGGCGGGAAGACGAGACCGGGACGGUACGGGAGAGGCAGAGGAGGUGGUGGGAGAGGCAGAGGAGGUGGUGGGAGAGGCAGAGGAGGUGGUGGGAGAGGCAGCGGAGGACGCAAUAAACAACCAGCCCAUUGCUGGUCUUGGUCAAGGCCACUGGCGGAACCGACUGGAAAAGAGGCGGAAGUAUAAACGGUUUAAACUGCGCAUGGGAAAGAACAAACUCCCUCCCACUACCCUAGCGCCAGAGCUCGACGGCGCUAGAAAUGAAGUUGGAGUCUUGGCGCCGGUUGUCUUGCUUUACUAG